Molecule: messenger RNA, 5851 nt
Organism: Magallana angulata
Lineage: Eukaryota; Metazoa; Mollusca; Bivalvia; Ostreida; Ostreidae
Product: retinal guanylyl cyclase 2-like
Exons: 19
Coding region: 161-3889 (1242 amino acids)
Biological process (GO): protein phosphorylation; intracellular signal transduction; receptor guanylyl cyclase signaling pathway
Molecular function (GO): ATP binding; protein kinase activity; peptide receptor activity
Source: RefSeq, a predicted model, not a curated record
UCGGGGACAAUGUCUUUCACGACCAAUGUUUGCUUUCACUGGGCGGACCGCUCGGCUCUGCAGUGACUUACGAGUUUGAUCUGGUACAAGAGGAGAGGAGAGGAAAAAAAAUGACGCGAAGUAAUGAACUUUUUUUCUGUGCUAGUUCCGUGAGGGAUAAAUGAAUUGUUUCGCGGUAUAUGGCGUGCAAUCAGUGGUUGCUGCGGAUUUGGGAAAUGAGACUUUUUCUUGUCUUUUAAAAAAAAUGACAUGUUCAACGGGGUUUGUUUGCAGCACCCGAAGAAAAUUAACCAUUAAGGUUAUCAUUGGCAUCUUAACUCUUUUGUUCCGUUUUCAUUCAUUACAUUCAAUGUACAUCAAUGUUGGAAUCGUGAAUAUCGAGCCGUUUUUUAAAGUUACCAAACCUGUUGCCGAGCAGUCUUUUUCGGAGUCUAAAUUAUUAUUCAGGGAUGAAGUUAAUACGACUUUUAACGUUUCUAUUACGGUUUUCGACUUGCAUGGAAAAGCAGGGAUAUUACACGAACUGGAUCAAAUAUUUUCCAACGCGUCUCUAAGUGUCAUCGUUGCCUAUGUACCGGACAAGUAUGUACAGAUUCUGAAUAUAUUUGCAAAGGACAGUUCAAAACCAUUGGUGCUAGCUAAUAAUUAUUUACCUCAUCAAGAUAGCGGCUAUGUUUUGUCAAUGUUCAAUGGAUUCAAAAUAACGUCGGAAGCCAUUCAGCAGUAUCUAGAACACUUCCAAUGGCAAAAUGUUGCCAUCAUUGCAUCAGACGAGGUGUUUUGGCGACAGAUGGUACCCAUACUCGAAAACCAGCUAAUGAAACAGAAUUUUAAUGUGAAACGCUCUCGCAUUGUGACCAACAUGACAGAUUCGAGUGUCGUUAGAAGCAUUAUACGCGAAAUCACUGCGUCUGAAAAAGCCAUUCUUCUUCUGAUGGAGCCAGAGAUUGCAGUUGAGCUGCUUUACACAGUGGAUAGGCUAGGAAUAGAAAAGAAUAAUUUCGUAUACAUCCUUAUUGCCCGAACACCUUUCUUCAACACGAGCAUCAUCGAUAACGCUGUCCAAAACAUGGGAGCUCAGACUUACGAAUCCAUCUUGGUGUUACACCCGAUUUUCAACGUCACAAAUAUAUUCAAUAACGUGACCUUUGAACUCAUCCCGCACGAUGACGUCAAAAAAUCCCUCCGCGAUGCUGCAACAUGCAUUUUACAAGGUGCAUACAAUAAAAAUAGUACAGUAAACAAUACCUUAUAUCUCAGGAAACAGGAGAGCAUUGUGGAUAUUCUAGAAACCAAAUUUGUAAGAGGAGGUGAACCGUUCGAAUACGAUGCAAACAGAGAACGGUACUUUUCCUUUGCCUUACUUGACAUAGAGGAACAGCUAUGGAAGCUCACAAUCAGCAAACUCAUGUAUAAACUAAAUGGGAAAUGGAACAUUAGGAGAAUUAGUGACAUUGAUUGGACGAAUGACAAAGUUAUAUUACCAGAUCCGUGCUUCAAGAACACAAACUGCACUCCAGAAGAAGAUAUCGACCUGGGGGUAGCAGUGGCCGUCCCUAUAAUCCUGCUGGUUGUGAUUGUAGUCGGUGUCCUGAUCUUCAUGUUCGUUUGGAAAAAGCAGAGAAAGAUUAACAUGACACGAGGACCCAACAAGAUUCUCCUGGAGGUGCUAGAUCUGACGUACCUACACAAGAAAGAGGCCAAAUCAGCAAAGAUAAAUGGUCCAUUCCUAGACAAACCGGAUUUGGUGAAGGCAUCAGAAAAGUCAAACCGUUCACUGGCCAGUCUCCACGAGUUCUCCGAAUUCUCAGAAAUUGCACGGUAUAAGGGAGACAUCGUAUUUGUGAAGGAGCUUAAAGUGAAGGGGUUUGAAAUGAAAGGAAAAUUGUUAUCGUAUUUACGAACGUUACGAGACAUACGCCACGAGAAUGUGAAUCCUUUGUAUGGUCUCCUCAUUGAUCCCCUGAGACCGGCGCUUGUUUCUGAGUACUGCAGUAGAGGAAGCCUGUGGGAUGUUUUGAAGAACGAAAACAUAAAACUGGACUGGGACUUCAAAGUCUCCUUACUUUCAGAUGCAGUAAGAGGUCUAAGAUUUAUCCAAGGGUCUCCAAUCCGUUCCCAUGGAAACUUGAAGUCACGGAACUGCGUCAUAGACAGUCGAUGGGUCUUGAAACUGUCGGAUUUUGGGAUGCCCGGAUUCAAAGAAUGUGCUAAGAUGACUGCCAACUACGAUCCAGAUCAACUGCUAUGGAUAGCACCGGAACAUUUACGUGAUCCGUUUCCAGGAACGAAAGGUUCCGAAAAGGGCGAUAUAUACAGCCUCGCUAUCAUUAUGCAGGAAGUGAUUCUUCGAGUACCGCCUUAUGGGAUGUUGGAAUACAAGUCAAAAGAGUUAAUACAAAGAUUACGUAACCCUCCCCCACUAAUCCGUCCAAAAGUGUCACCUCAAGCAGCCCAGCCUCAGUACAUUGUGUUGAUGAAGCAAUGCUGGUCCGAAAGUCCCGAUCUCAGGCCUACCAUAGAGGACAUCUAUCAGCAGUUCAAGUCCAUUGCCGGAGGAAAGAAGACGAACAUCGUCGACUCCAUGUUUCGGAUGUUGGAGAAGUACUCCAAUGACCUUGAGGACCUGGUGAAGGAGAGGACCGUACAGCUGGAGGAGGAGAAGAAGAAGACGGACCUCCUCCUCUUCCGCAUGCUUCCUCCAUCUGUGGCAGAGAAAUUGAAACUUGGCCGACCGAUUGAGGCCGAAGAGUUCGAAGAAGUGACCAUUUAUUUCAGCGACAUUGUUGGUUUUACAACAAUCUCAGCUCGUAGUACUCCGAUGCAAGUGGUGGACCUCCUUAAUGAUCUCUACACAAUGUUUGAUGCUACCAUUGAUAAUUAUGAUGUCUACAAGGUAGAAACCAUUGGAGAUGCCUACAUGGUAGUCAGCGGUCUUCCGAUGGCGAAUGGAAAUCGCCACGCCGGUGAAAUUGGUACAAUGGCUCUCGAUCUGCUCAGUCAGUGCGGGUCUUUUACCAUACGUCACAUGCCGGAAGUUCCUUUACGUCUGCGCAUUGGUUUACACUCAGGUUCCUGUGUAGCUGGGGUAGUCGGCCUGACCAUGCCUAGGUAUUGUCUUUUUGGAGACACCGUUAACACAGCUUCCAGAAUGGAAUCGUCAGGAGCAGCAUUCAGAAUACAUAUCAGUGAGAUGACUAAAGAUGUCUUGGAUAGUCUUGGUGGAUAUCGUAUUGAAUAUAGAGGCGAGGUGGAAUUAAAGGGUAAAGGUUUGGCCAAAACGUAUUGGUUAACAGGGAAGGAUGGAUUUACAAAACCCCUUCCCGAACCCCCGCCUUUACACGAUGGAUGCAACCAUGGUCUUGAGUCAAUUCUAAGUCAAAACGCAUCGUCAACAACAGACUUGAAAGAAAAGUCGGAUUCCAGUGAAAAUGUGGAUUCAAGAGCUACUUCUCCUUCUAAAGAUCAAAAGGCCGCCUCGAGGGGACCACGUGGUACAGCUUCGAAGGACAGAGCGGGCAAAACCAAAGGAGGCGUCCACAAAGGAAAAACCCACACCAACGAUAACUUUUCAAACAUCAACGAUGUUUCCAAAAUUAAGCAUGAAGAAAAUUCGGAAUUGUCUCAUUCCCCGGAUAUUACGCAAGUUGACAGUGCAGCCAAUCACUGUGAUACAGUUUCUUUACUGCGGAAAGAUUUUUCCCUCGAUAAUAAAAAAGGUAAUAAUUAUCGAAUGAGUAAAUAUUCCAACGCGUCCAUGGAUAGUGUUUCCACGGAAACCAGCGUAAUCUCGACCUCGGAGCUCCAUAUGACCGUCUUGUCCAAGCAUGACGAGAACGGGUCCAUUAAAGGAUCGCCGGGAAAACUGUCACCAGUUGCCGAGGUGUAGGGUGAACCAGUUUAUUCCAAGUUAUACAUGACGCCAUAUUUAACCUUAUUUAUUGUUCCUUACUCUUGUGUAGGAAGGACAUAUUAAUUAUUAAUACAAGUACAUGUAUACAUUUACUUUUGACAAUGUAAUCCGUCUUCCCUUUAGUUCAAAUAAAAGUGAUGGAAAUAUUCUUGUAAAGGCAUAACGUGUUUCUUUUUAAGCUUAAUAUGUGUGUUAUUAACCGUUUUGUGUUAUAGAUUGGAAAUCUAGUAUCAGGUGGGGUUUUUUUUCGAUGAAACAAAUGUGUGCAGACUUAUUUUACAGAAAAAUGAAUGAACGCAAAAGUAACACUGUACUUAAGGUCAUGGGUAAGGAUUUCGAAAUGCAAAUUUGAAGUGGCUCAAUUUUUUUCGGCAAUUUUUUAUGCUAUUAUCGUUAAAUUUCAGGCUUUAUUAUUUCAUUUAAUCAUGAAAUUUUCAUUGAUUGAUAUAUGUUUAUCAUGAGUGAUACGUUCAUGUAUAAAGUUAGUUUGAAAUCUCUGGAUAUAAAAAGUAGGCAAUGAUUUUUUUCUUCACAAAAGUAAAAUAUCAAUCGGAUAUUUUCAUUACCAAUCAACUAAUGUUAAGACCUAUCUUUUCUCCCAAAAUAUAGGAAAAAAUCGUAAAAUAGUGAAGAGCUAACAUUGAUUUUUACAGGUGAAAUAUAGUUUAAAAGCAAAUGCUUUGUACAUCCAUAAUUAUAUACACUAUACAUGUAUAUUGACGUAUUCGUUGAGCCACCUUAAAAUCCAUCAAAUUAUUCGUACAAUAAAAUAUUAAUUUAUCUUUAUUUCUAAACUACAUGUAGUAGCAAUAUAAAUUUAUAGUGCCAAAAACGAUAUUUUGAACCAUCAUUCAGAAAUAAAUCAAGCCAGACGUUUCCAUGUUUAAAUUAAAGACCUGAAACUUUACACAUGUCUUUGUAAUUUUUAGCGUUCUAUAUGAUUUCUUUUUUGGUAAAAGAUGAAGAAAAUUCGUAUUAAAGAAGGAGUCUUCUCUGGUUUUUGACUUGUCAAAACAUCAAAAGAACAAUUGAUUAGAUGUUCAUUAAAUCAAGAUGAAAGGAAAUUAAAAGAUCAUAUAAUUCUCCCUUUCUUACUAUCAUACAACUUGGCAUAAGAGUUUAGAUUCUAACAAGGACUAUUUUUUGGCGGAACACUGGCGUAUGAAAAUAUCACGUUUUUGUAAUUCAGAGUUACGGUAUUCAUGUACACUUAUGAGCUUAUCUAGCAUUAAUGCUUAGUUUUCAACUAAAUCGAACUAAUCAGAAGAUAUUUGGGUUUAAGAACGUAUUUUAAAAUAUGAUUUUCCAUUCAAAUUACAUUUUUAUUAACGUUAUUAAACGCUCAUUCUAUAAAAGAUAAAUUUAGUUGUAAAAACUGAUAUAUACAUUGCGAACAUUUAUCAUUUCAUUGAAGAAUAGAUACUCCAUAUCUUAAACAGAUGUCUACAUAACAACAGAUAACUACAUCUACUUUUAUCAUCCUUUAAUUGGAGGAAAAAUAUAGUGACCUUGACCUGACCUUCGUGCGAAGACAAGAAGGUCAAAUUUGAUUAAACUGAUACUUUCACUUGGUAAUAUGGUCUAUUUGACUGUGUUAAAAUUUCAUGACUUUCUCAAUAUAAGAAGUAUGUCUGAAAACGAGAAGACUCCUUCCUUAUUCCGGAUUUUUUUUAAAUCAAAACUUACCAUCGUUUAUAAUGAGUUAUAACAUAUAUAUUUUCACAAUUUGAUAUUUUAAUGGAACCGUAGUUGUUUACGCUGUAAUACGCAUGUAGACGAUAGGGGUAUAUUUUUUAUCAUUACUUUGUAAGCCUAUCGUGUGAUAUGAACGUAGCCAUGUCUUUCAGAUUUCUCUUGAUGUAAAUGUUGUAGUGAUGUUUUAUUACUUCAUGAUUGUUAUAAAUCUCCAAUGUUAUUCUAAUAAACACUCAAACCCCA